Messenger RNA from Postia placenta MAD-698-R-SB12, 690 nucleotides. RefSeq lists its product as hypothetical. The record is from RefSeq and is a predicted model, not a curated record. The coding region runs from base 70 to 309 and encodes 79 amino acids. The transcript has 2 exons. Lineage: Eukaryota; Fungi; Basidiomycota; Agaricomycetes; Polyporales; Adustoporiaceae.
UCUUCGCAGACCUCUUCUCUCAUUCAUGGAGCUAAUCUCCAUGAUGGUGAUACCACGCCGGACGCCCUGAUGGCUGCUGCGGUGCCAGCCGGACAUAGCUCAGAUGCACCUAUUGCUCUCGAGUCUGUCUACGGUGAUUACCAGCAAGAUCAAGGAGACGAGAUCCGAUUCUCUGUGGAAUUGACGCGGAUUGAUCGACUCGACGACACAUACAGCUUAGAUAUUCGCAGGUUGAAAGGCAACUUGAGAAGCUACAAGUUUGUAUAUGAUACCUUGAGACAACGCGCUGACCUUCAGCGCGCGGGAUGAGCCUCAGGCAGGCUACAUUCUCUUAUCAUGAAUCAUGCGAUUUUAUCACUCGUUAAGUACCACGGCUCCUUCUACAUUUCCCCGGCCUUCUCUACUUAUCACCAUCGCUAAUAGCCAUUCUUUGUUGAUCGUCGCUUCGGUGUUCUAGCUAUUUUCUGGAUUCUGUUCUUCCCGUGUGCAAUGUUGUCUUAGCUGCAAUGCUCUCCCUCUCACCAUUUCCGGGUAUCGCGGUGUUCCCUCACUGAUGCAUACCCUUUGUUUCUCCCAAUAUCUUGGUCGCCUAGUGGUUUCGCGAUAGCAUACCUCAAUACGUACAUGCAACUCCUCUCCGCGCUUGUCGUCCCUCGUUAUAUAUACCAGUCAUCGUAUUCUUAUUCUAGC